Messenger RNA from Daucus carota subsp. sativus, 1297 nucleotides. RefSeq names its product membrane-associated kinase regulator 5. NCBI's taxonomy places the organism in Eukaryota, Viridiplantae, Streptophyta, Magnoliopsida, Apiales, Apiaceae. The transcript has 2 exons. Gene Ontology annotation, cellular component: plasma membrane. The coding region runs from base 142 to 1128 and encodes 328 amino acids. The record is from RefSeq and is a predicted model, not a curated record.
CAACUUUUUAUAGUUUAUAUAAAGCUAGUGGAUUUCACUCAUUUCUUUCACAUUUUGCUCACUCUCACACAAACACACACUCUCACCAAUUGCGCUUUCAAACCACAACUAUUGCAACAUUUUAGUCUGGCCUUUCUUGCAAUGGAAGUGUUCAGCCUGCUCAAAUUCUGGCGAAAUGCUGCCGGCGAAUCAACCGUCGGCGACUUAGAUGUUCGGAAUCGAGCUCCGGAGAGCGACGACGAAACCGAAGAUUUCUUCGAUUUGGUCUUCACCGGAGCCGAUUGCGAGUUUACACUACAGCAACAAAACAAAAACAAAAAAGUCCACAAUGACAGCGACAAUUCAAAAUCAAAACAAACCGUUCAAAACAAACACAAAUCGCCAAAAUUACAAGCCGGCGAAGCCAAAUCAAGCUCAAUUCGAAAGAUAUUGCCGAUCGAAACACAUACGAAGCCUCAGUCUCCUAUCUCAUUGCUGAAAAGUCCGUACAGAUUUCGCGUUUUCAAGUUCGGUGUUAAGGAUAAAACAGAGUCAUCUCCGUCACGUACGGCGACGAGUAAGCGAUACACGACGGAGGAAGUUGAGGUUCCGAUGAAUACAUUUUUAACCAGAGACAACAGCUUGAGAAGCAAAAUGCGAUGCGAGAAUUUCGAGGAUUCGUCGCCGGCUUAUGAAUUAGUUAGAAAAGACUCUGCAGUGCAUAAGUAUAUGAAGUUGAUCAGGCCUUUUUAUGUAAAGGCCUCGAAGAUUAAGAUGUUUGAUGUAUCUCCGUCGGCAACGCCGUCAUCUACGGCAAGUGUGAGUUCACCGAGAAAGUUUGUUGGCGAGAAAAGCGGAGGUAGAGCGGUUGUGUUUCGCGGUUUGUUGAAAAACCGGUGGGCGUCGUCUACCGUCGGAGUUGUGCCGUCACCGUCGCCGGUGAGUAGACGAGAUGAUUCGAUAAUGCAACAACAAGAUGGAAUCCAAGGCGCGAUUCUUCAUUGUAAGAGAUCGUUUAGUUCGUCUUCGUGUUCAUCGACGAGAUCGCAAGAAUGUACUGUGCUAUCGAGAUCUGCUAGCGAUUCGUCACAUCAAAAAGCAAUUAAUCAGGCACGGGUAUCAGUUGAAGAAAAGAGAAGUAGCAUUUGAAGAUGAAGAAGGCUCUGUUUGUCUUGUGACAGAAGUUGAUAAUAUAACGAAAAUGUAGAGCUAAAAUACCAAAUAUAAUUUGAAGUAGCGAUCCUGUUUUUCAGUUCACCAAAACAUGUUUUAUAUGCUUAAUGUGUGUGAAGGGAUUUUGGUUUCGUGUGAUCAAGAA